CCGCGUGCGUGUACGCGCUCUCGCUCGCGUAUAAUAUUAUUAUUAUUAUUGUAAUACUGUAACUGACCGCGCGCGCGCCGCUAACGUUAUUUUUUCGCGCUACUCGGCCCGAGUGGGAUCGCUUCGGACGGACGGACGGACCGACGGACGGACGAACGAACGGGCGGCUGGUGGGGGGAACUCGUCGGUAACGGUGGCGGUGGCGGCGGCGGUCGACGAAGACGCGCCGGGCGAAACUGGGUUGUCCUCCGGCCCGGCAGUGGAACAGACGCAUCCGAUACGCGAACAACACUCUCUCGACGUCGCGGCACACUACGCACACGACGCGCGACGACGGUCAUAAUAGUUAUAUAGGCAGUAAUCGCGAAUAAUAUCGAUCGUCGUCAGAUCGUUAGAAUAUCGGACCGCGCAGUGAUCGUAUAAACCUCACGGGUGUAAUAUUUCGUUUGUGUGAAUUUUAUAAGAAAUAAUAAUAAUUAAUAAUAUCAUCAUUAUUAUUAUUUAUUAUUUUAUCGUUGGUUUAUCGUUGUACAGUAGUAGUUGUUAUCGAUAUUGUUUUCGUGUGAUUUCAUUUGUUUGUUCGUAUUCUUUUUAUCACAUCUCUCGUUUUACCAUUUUUGUCGAUCGAUCGGCGAACAAAAAACGUUUGGUGUUUUUGUGCCGUCCACUGCGACAUGGCCACGCGAAUGCUAAUAUUAAAUAUUUGUUACGUGACGGCCGUUUAAACUUUUGAAGUGUCCAAGUGUGUUCCGCGUGAGGAUAAAACGACGCCACUGCCGCCGCAUUUGCUGCUCAGCCGACACUUCACCGAUCAUCGGAUAAACGCAGAUAUUUCGUAUUUUUAUUCGUUGCUGCGAAGACACAGCCUCAGACCACGGCGGUCUGUAGAUGAUCUACUAAUCAGACGGCGUGGCCAAAGUGAUGAGCGUGGUGGACACGUCUCCUCCGGCGUGGUACACCUACUACCCACGACCCGUGGUCCCAUCAGUAGCGCAUCCGCGCGACCCGUCCAGCAUGCGCGAGAAGCACUCGAGCCCGCGCAAGAUGGUCGCCGUUCCCGCAGUGGUUCCGUGCAUGUCGCCCAAACAGGGUUCCGUGUACCCGGCUCACCACCAUCUCCAUAAUCACCGCCGGCAUCACGAUCAGCCGGACCACCGUCAUUACCGUGACGACGACGGCUCCGCCGCCGACAAUGACGAUGACGAGGACGACGACGACAUGAUGCCGUUUGACCUAUCGCGCAACGGUGGCAGCUCUCCAUCAUCGUCACCACGGUCGCCGCUCCGGUCACACCGCAUGUCACCCGCCGCGUUCAAACCGUAUGACGGCAGUGGCACCGGCGUUAACAACGACCAACCACUUGACCUGCGAGUCGAAUACAAGAAGUCACGCCGCGGUGACGAAAUGGAAGACGAGAACCAGAACCUGAUCAUCAGGACGCCGUCCCCGGAGGACAUUGAAGUCGACAGCCCAGGACCACCGUCCGCUGGCUUGCAGCGCUACGCACCUCACCACGUCGACCACAACGACCGUGGUGCCGUAGUCCACAGCCCCUGUUCGUCGUCUGACAAGGAAGUUAACGUGACCGACGACCACCAUCAUCACCACCAACACUACCAACCACCUCAACACCAUCAGAACCAGAACCAGAACCAGCUGCAGCAGCACCAACAGCAACAGCACCUACAGCAGCAGCAGCAGCAGCAACAACAACAACAACAACAACAACAACAACAACAACAACAACAGCAACAACAACAACAGCAACAUCAACAUCACCGGCGCGGUGGCAUAACCGUCGAAGAUGAACGGCAUCAUCACCAGCGGAUGGUAAACUAUCCGGUGCUGUUCCCGCCACAGCCACUUCACCCUAUGAUGUUAGAAGCUAUAUACAGGGCGGGCGCUGUGGGCGACAAGUCCCGCAUGCCUUCGUCACUGGCUGGUUACCAAACGGGUGGUGGUUACCACAGGCCGUCGCAGCACUAUCCGUUCAUCAACUCGCCACUGCUCAACGGGCACCAUCAUGUGCCGCCGCCCACCUACGACGUUGUCAGACAGCCACCGCCGCCUCCGCUGCCACCACCAGUAGCCAGAUCUCCGCAGCAGAAGUCGUCAGCGUUCCAGGAGACGUCUGGCAAACCAAAAGAUAGGUACUCGUGCAAGUUUUGUCAGAAAGUGUUCCCGCGCAGCGCCAACUUGACCAGGCAUUUGCGGACGCACACGGGCGAACAGCCUUACAAGUGCAACUACUGCGAGCGGUCGUUCAGCAUAUCGUCCAACUUGCAGAGGCACGUGCGCAACAUCCACAACAAGGAGAAACCGUUCAAGUGCCCGCUGUGCGAGCGGUGCUUCGGGCAGCAGACCAACCUGGACCGGCACCUUAAAAAGCAUGAGGCCGACGGGCCGACCAUAAUGGAUGACCGGCUGUCCUCGUCAGCGGCGGUGGUGGCUGCGGCAGCCGCAGCGGCCGCGGCUGAACGGAGGCGCCCGUCCCGGGGUCCCGGCGCCGGCGACGAAUCCUACUUCGAGGAAAUCCGAUCGUUCAUGGGCAAGGUGAGUGAGGACGGCAGCAGGUUCGCCGCAGCGGCUGCAGCAGCAGCGGCGGCCGCGGCCAUCGGCCAUCGCCGUGGCGGACACGGGCAUCUGGCCGGCGGACGGCGACAGUCGACGACGUCUGCCUCGUGCCCGUACCGCCGUGGCUCGGCAGGCGAUGCGCCUCCAACCGAAAGGUUCUCGUCCCGGUCGUCCGCCUCGUCGGCCGGUUCGACGGAAUCGUCUUCGGGCGCGGCCGACGCGUCCGCCGCCGCCGCAAACGCCGAAAAGGAGUGCGUCAACAGCACCUGACCCACCGCCUCUGCGGACACGGCCGCGACAUCUUCCCAUCGAGAUCGUCACACUGUUGCUGGUACCACGAACACGGUUACCACCAUCAGCCGCCGACGACGUGGCUGAGUCCGACUUCGAUGACGUGGCUGAGUCCGAUGACGACGACGACUCGUAUAAUAUGCACCCUGCAGGCACGUUGGACGGAUCUCCGCGGGUGAGUAAACGACCCCGUGAAGCAAAUUUUUUUUCUGCGUUGUUUCAUAUCGUUUCAUUUGUUUCUAUGCAAUUUUUUACGAGGUAACAAAUAAUAUAAUAUAAUAUACGAAUUACAUAAUUUCUAAUACGAUAUUUUUUAGUAUUUUUAGUGUAACGUGUACAUAGUUUUUAGUUGCGGAUUGUAUUAUUAUUUUAUUUUUUUUAUAUAUAUAUAAUAUAUAGUUUAUCAUAUUAUUAUUAUCGCGUGUAAAUAUUUUAUGUAGUAGAAUCUACACAGGUUAUUAAGAUUUGCAUAUAUUAUAUUUUUGUAAACUCGCUCCUCCCCGCAACUGUUUGUGAUCGUUCUGUGAUAAUAACAGGUAUAUCGUGGCGAUUAGCUCUUCGCAUUCGAUAAGCAUGUAACGUGUCAACUGCGACAGUUUUACUAGUUUUUGACAAUAUUAUCAGUGGUACGUAUACUUAACUUGCCGAAUCCAUAAUAAUAUUAUAAUAAUACGUAUAAUAUGUUAUUCUCAUUUGAAUAUGUUACGUUAUAUUUUUAGUUUAGAUUUUGACCCACCGCGAUCCACACGCUUUCGUUUCGAUCGUAACAGAAUUUACUAAAAGACUUAAAAUAUAAUCUAUAACAAUAUUAAUUAAAAAAAACUCUAAUAGCAGUUUUAUAAUCUUAUAAAGACAGUGUCGCACAUCAAUGAACAAUAACGACGAGUGAUUACAUAGGUUAGAUCGAGACAAAUGUCGAGAUUUCAUCAUUUUCGGUGUUAGUACAAUCCUGCAACAGGUGGCCCGCCACCAUGCACCAAAUCUCUUCAUCUUCGUGCGUUCGCUCGAAAAUUUUACGUGGAGAAUCGGUUUCUGAAAAGUUAAACUGCACUUUACUAGCGUUCAACACGGAAAUGUCCUCUAAAACGCAGCAUGCACCUCUAUAUACGACACGAAAUACGUUUCGUAAUACGAUUACGAUCACUGUACGACGACACGCGCAUUAUAGUUGCAUACGGUUUUUACGUGCGUCUGUGCUUGCAGUCAGACGGGAAACGAUGAAAAUGUGAUCCGAACACGGUCGAUAGACGGACAAACUGGGAGCGGGGGCGAAAAAAGUAUCUCGAAAUAUAUCAUGCUUUAUAUACUUGGUGGUGCGCUCGUGUCAAACGAAUCGGACGACGACGGCUGUACAGGUAUAGAGGUAGGUAGGUAGGUAGGUAUAGUAUAUUAGAAAACGGUUUCUCUAUCGGCCAAUAGUGCAUUUCGCAUUACCAUAAUAUUUAAAACGCGUCGAGCAGGAUGCUCUAGAUUCAGCUGGUGUAUGUGUAUGUGUCUGUGUGUGCAGGUCGAAAACCGGUCGAUGAAAUCGUUAUAUACGGUUUGUUUUUUUUUCACUCGUAACACACGCACGCACACACUCACGUACCCACUUGUGUGCGCGUAUUAUUUUUUUUAACUUCCAGUUCGAUAAUAUACGGUUUUCUCGCUAACCGGUUCCCCUGUACGACCGCCGCCGCUUCGGAUGCUGCGCAGUGCGCGGACACGAAAAAAGAAAAAAAUUAUCAAUUAUUAUUGUUAUACGUUUAUAAUAUUGUGUAAACGUAUGUUUUGGUUAUUAUUAUUUUUUUUGCUCUCAACACCCGUGUUUAACGAAGGGUACUUAUAAAAUCACGGUUAUACUUAAAUAUUGUAAAUAAUAAAAAAAAGUAUUAUUUUAAUAAAUACAUAUAGAGUGAACGUCAAAGUUCGUCUGUGAGUAUAAAAGUAUGUACAUAAAAUAAUUAUGUUAAUUUUCUCGCUUGGGGUGUUUCGGAGGUGUUUCUGUACGGAAUACGGUUAAAAACUACAAAAAUCCAAAAAAAAAAAACAAAACUAAUAAGAAACGAUUCGCGUCCACCGCAAUGUUCUGUAAUAUUUCUUAAAAUGUUAUACUAUUGAUUAUGAUGAAAAAAAA
Messenger RNA from Acyrthosiphon pisum (pea aphid), 4981 nucleotides. Its product is annotated as alpha-protein kinase 1-like. Gene Ontology annotation, biological process: positive regulation of transcription by RNA polymerase II. Gene Ontology annotation, cellular component: nucleus. The coding region runs from base 922 to 2844 and encodes 640 amino acids. Lineage: Eukaryota; Metazoa; Arthropoda; Insecta; Hemiptera; Aphididae. The transcript has 4 exons. The record is from RefSeq and is a predicted model, not a curated record.